Messenger RNA from Lepisosteus oculatus (spotted gar), 8404 nucleotides. RefSeq names its product zinc finger protein 106. Gene Ontology annotation, cellular component: cytosol; membrane. The record is from RefSeq and is a predicted model, not a curated record. NCBI's taxonomy places the organism in Eukaryota, Metazoa, Chordata, Actinopteri, Semionotiformes, Lepisosteidae. Gene Ontology annotation, molecular function: RNA binding; SH3 domain binding. Gene Ontology annotation, biological process: insulin receptor signaling pathway.
GGAAUAGUUAUAAUUCCGCUAAAACGAAGUACAGUAUAUCAGUUUAAACAGGAAGCGCGUGCACUGUGGCAUAGAAGUCUACGACGCAGAUUUCUGAUUACAGACCAUGGGCUCUAGGAGAGUCCCUUAAAGGCAAUUCCGAGCUUCCCAAGGUGAUGGCUUGAUGUCUAUCUAGAAGCUCCAAGAUGGGAAAAGAACGGAAGUGCAUUCUCUGCCACAUCGUUUACAACUCAAAGAAGGAGAUGGAUGAGCACAUGCGAAGCAUGCUGCACCACCGAGAGCUGGAGAACCUAAAAGGCAGGGACUGUGACCACGAGUGCCGCGUCUGUGGGGUGGAGGUGGUGGGGCUCACCGCCUACGCCAACCACAUCUCCAGCCCCCUGCACAAGAGCGCAGUGAAGGCGCGGGACAGAGAGGACGAGGGGAAGGAUGAGUGUGAAGAAGAGUACUUCGACAGGGACCUCAUCCAGCUUAUUGAGCAGCGCAGAGAGCAGAGCCGUAGGGAGAAAGAGGAAGCAGCAAAAGCAUCUUUGAAUGAAGAAAACCAAAGGCACCAGCAGAGAAAUGAAGAGAGACAGAGCUACCUGGAAAACCAGUCUCGCUGGCAUCACCAAAGGCCUCCGCCCAGGAACUGGGGGUGGGAUGACAGCAGGUUCCCGGGAAACCGUAAGGGUUGGGGAAACCCCUGCUGGCAGUCAGGUGGGGGUCCCUCUGGUAGGCAUCCGGGUGAAGGACAGGGAAACUGGCAUGAAAACAGGCAGGGCAGGAAUGCCAGCUGGCACCCUGAAGGAUCUGCAGGUUUCUCUAAUUGGUAUCCUGGCAGAGGAGGGGGCAACUGGGGAUCUAAGUGGGGUUUUAACGGAUUCCUGCCCCUAAGGGACAAAGCCCAGCCGAUGAACAACAACUAUGGUUGGAACAGGUUCUACUGGGAUCGACAGGAUGGGAAACAAGGUUCCGCGACACCAGGAGUGAACAGGACCUCCAAUUUCGAUUUCAACACCGACAAUAUCCCUAUGAGAUGUUCUUUCCAUUAUCGUCAGACGGAGAACCUGCCAGCCCCCACAUCAGAAAGGAGCAAUGGGAAAAACUUGAAUAAUGCUCCCAAAGACAAACCGCACCGCUGGGCUCCAUAUCCUCCAUCAAAAUUCCAGGGCACAGAAUCCAAACAGACUGAAAGCAGGCCAGGGGGUGCACAGCAUUUUCAGGUUGUGCCACCAAGACUGAAUGACCUAAAAAUUAACUUUGACUUCAAGCAAAAUUCACCACAGGUAUGUCAGAGGGAUCAGGCAGGGCUUAAAAGCACCAGUGACCCAGCAGUGACCUCUAAAGACAGUGAAGCAGUACGACCAAAAGGGAAAUCCCCCAGAAGAAGCAGCAACAAUGUGUGCAUGCCCUCAGUGAAGUCUGGUGUUGCAGCACCCAGUGAGCAGUCAAGCAUUUUAGCAAACGAAUCUCUCUUCAAAGCUUCUUCUGACCCCAAGUCUAACUUGAGUGCCCUCAACCUGGAAACGGGCUCAGGCAAGAACACGUCUUAUGUCUCCAAACUUCGGAGUGCCAGCUCCCAGAACAGCAGUGUCCUUGGGGAGCAUGACAGCUCGUUAACAGAGAUGCUCAGAAAGGCAAAGGAGGUCCUUAAGGAUGAUGAAUCCCAGGAUACCCCCUCUGACCAAGCCAUGGAAGAACAGGCUUUCCACUUCAGCAAAGAUCUACCAGAAAGGUACAAGAAAAGUGUGAGCAAAGAGGAAAAAUCCAAAAAGAAUGACCUUUUGGAAGACAUCAGCGAUGGAGAUCUUUCUGACUGUGGGAAAGCCCAGACCAAGGAGCCUAAAAAUAAAAAUGCAAGCUCUUCUGCCAAAGAAACGUCGACAGACAGAUUAUCUCCUUCAGCUUUAAGAGCAACCCCAUCGCAAAGCAUGUCCUUACAAUCGAUAGAUGUGAGCACAUCCAGCACAGAGAGCACAGCUCUUCAGGGCUCUUGUACGUCUGCCCCAGAGAAUGGAGGGCAGCAGGAGUAUGCUGAGGGCGAAGAGGUUGAGCAGAGCAUGCAAGGAGAAGAAAGCCAAGCCUCAGACUGUGAUCUGUCCAAGGGGAAUGGUCAGCACCCUGCUGGGUCUCAGGUGCCCGACUUAAGCAAACUGGGCCUGCCUGCCUUACUGCAGAGGGACCUGACGCGGCACAUCACCCCUAAGAGCAAGACUGGCACCCAUGAGCCCAACCUCAACAUUGCUCGACGCAUCCGUAAUAUCAGUGGGCCCCGUAAGAGCGAGUCGGAGAAGGACUCAGGGCUGAAGCCCACCCUGCGCCAGCUGAUUAGCAGCUCGGGAUCCCGCAGAAACGUCAACUGGGACCAAGUGUACCAACAAGUCAGCCGGAAGAAACAGGAGCAGGGAAAAGGACAGCCAAGGUUUGGCAUAGAGAUGGUGACUCCGCUGCCCAGUGACUUGGAGGAGGGAGCUGAUCCUCCUUGUCUGGAAGGCUUUCAGUGGGAAGAUAUUUCUGUAAUGCAGACUGCCACCACUCGCAAGCGUAGCCUGUCUGAGAGCAGUGUGGUCAUGGACAGGCCCACUUCCUCCUACUGCCUGUUCACAGACGGGUCUGCCGAGGUUGGCACAGAGCAGGGCGAUGGCGUUCAUGGGCCAAUACCAUGUGGGGUGACCUCCGACCUCAAGCUGUGUCCACCUGGAUGGCAGACUUCCAAGGCAAGGCAGCAGCCCGAGACUGGGCAGGAGCAGAAGGCCGAAGCCACCGAGUGCACUUCUGUCAUGAAGGAGAUGCCCGUUGUGAAGAGAGAGGGGGAGCAGGCCUGGAGCCUCUCGCUAGGCCCCGAGAGCGAGAGUACGGCCAGGACCGAGGGAGCGGAGGGAACACUUCGGGGGCCGGACUCCCUUGAGGGAGACAGCAGCUGCACCUCUGGGACCGAGCAGAAUGACACACAAGGAGUGGGGAAGAAACGCAGAGCAGCAGCCGAUGUUCCGUCCCCAGAAGUUCCCGCUUUAGAGAGGAAGAAUAAAAGAAGGAAAAUCAAGUCCAAAAAGGAGCGCACCCAGGUGGACCAGCUCCUGAGCAUCUCUCUGAGGGAGGAGGAGCUGAACAGCUCCCUGCAGGGGGUGGACGCCAGUCUGCUGCAGGCCCGGGCAGCCCUGCAGGCUGCCUACAUUGAGGUGCAGCAGCUCCUCGUGCUCAAGCAGCAGGUCACCAUGGAAAUGAGUACGUUAAGAACUAAAAGAAUUGAGAUCCUGCAGGGAAUGCAAGAGGGAUUUGACGGCCCAGUGGGAGAGGAGCUGGCAGCGGGAGACAGACCAGCAGCUGCCACACAUCCGUCCCCCUUCUCUCCCACGCUUGAGGGCACUCCGGGUCCCGCGGGCCAGCCCCCUCCCACUGUUUUCACCCCCUUGCCCCUGCACGUUGCCCCUCUGGCCCCCCUCUCGCCAGCCGAUCCAGCCGCCGUCGCCCUCACGGUGUGCGUCAAGCAGGAGCCCGUCUCCCCAGGCAGACGGCAGCCUCUCCUGACAGCCGGCUCCCAGGACCCGCAGCCCCGGCCCUCUUCCGCCAGCCAAGAUUGCGUGAAGCCCGUUUCGUGCUGCUCCCCAAGCCUGUCUCAGCCAUCGCCGGGCUCCCGGCAGCAAGAGAAGGCCUCUCCCACGAGCUUGGGAACCUCUGCGGCACCAGACAGGCCAGGCACCCGGGUCCAGACGCUGGCCUGUCCGAGCAGAGAAGCGGCACACCGGAGCAAGAGGCCAGAACCUGUGGCAGAGUCUUCCGUGGUGGCACCAUCACCAGAGACCAAGAGCGGGAAGCGGGUGAAGAAACUGAAGAAGAAGAAAUCCUUGAGAAAAGCGAGCGACGUGCAGGACAACAGUGACACAGAGCAGGAUGGUGACAGCACGCGGCCCACCAGGAAGGCGAAAUCCAGAAAAAUCCCCAAAGGAGGGCGGGUGAGCACGUCAACUUCACUGGGCCUGGGGGAGGAGGAGGCAGAGCAGGGCAGGGAGGCCAGGCCAGGCCAGGGCGGCACACCUCUCCUCGUGGGGCUGGAACAGGGCACCGCGGACAGCGACUCCUCUCUGGAGGUGAUGGAGGUCCCACGCACGCAGCUGGAGGUGGUCUCCAUAGACUCGUCCGGGGAUGAGAAGCAAGGGUCCCUGGCCAAGGGAGAGUCCUCCUCUGCGGCUACACACCAACAGCAGGAAGCCCAGAAACUGGGCUGUGACGAAGUCAGCUCCACCAGUGAACUGGGCACAAACAGCAGGGGCAAGAACAAGGGAAGUAAAACCCAGGUACCUUUGUCUUCUGUGAAAGGAUCAAAGAAUUCUUCAGAGGUGUCAUCGGAGCCUGGCGAAGAGGAGGAGCCCACAGAGGGGGCAUUUGAGGGCCACCAGGCUGCUGUGAACUCCAUGCAGAUCCACAAUGGCUUGCUGUACACCUGCUCUGGGGACAAGACAGUGCGAGCCUUCAGCCUGGUUACCCGCAAGUGUGUGGCUGUGUUUGAAGGGCACACAACCAAAGUGAACUGCCUGAUGGUGUCCCAGGGUCCUGGGAUGCCUGUGUACCUGUACACCGGCGCCAGCGACCACACAAUCCGCUGCUAUAACGUCAAGACCUUCGAGUGCGUGGAGCAGUUCUGCCAGCUGGACCGAGUGCUGUGUCUUCACAGUCGCUGGAAAGUGCUGUACGCUGGGCUGGCAAAUGGGACGGUGGUCAGCAUCAGCUUGAAGACCAACAAGCAGCUAGACGUGUUCGAGUGCCACGCCCCGCGGGCCGUGAGCUGCAUCGCCACCGCCCAGGAGGGCGCGCGGCGGAUCCUGCUGGUGGGGUCGUACGACUGCACCAUCAGCGUGCGGGACGCCAAGAGCGGCCUGCUGCUGCGCACCCUGGAGGGUCACACCAAGACAGUGCUGUGCAUGAAGGUUGUGAAUGACCUGGUUUUCAGUGGAUCCAGUGACCAGUCGGUCCAUGCUCACAACAUCCAUACCGGGGAGCUUGUGCGGAUCUACAAAGGCCACAGCCACGCCGUCACCGUGGUGACGAUCCUGGGGAACGUCAUGGUCACAGCUUGUCUGGAUAAACUGGUGCGCGUCUAUGAACUGCAGUCUCACGAUCGACUGCAGGUUUAUGGUGGACACAAGGACAUGGUGAUGUGCAUGGCGAUUCACAAGAGCAUGAUCUACACGGGUUGCUAUGACGGGAGUGUCCAAGCAGUACGCUUGAACCUGAUGCAGAACUACCGCUGUUGGUGGCACGGCUGCUCUCUGAUUUUUGGCGUGGUGGAUCACCUGAAGCAUCAUCUCCUGACAGACCACACCAACCCCAACUUCCAGACCCUCAAAUGCCGCUGGAGAAACUGCGACGCCUUCUUCACCGUCAGGAAUGGGUCCAAGCUGGACGCUCCCAGGCACAUGCAGAAACAUGCGGAAGAAGACAGCAAAGUGGAUCCUUAAUGACGAAACUUUCCCACAUUGGGAAGCAUGUUGGAAAACCCAAAGAAAAAGGCCUCCUUGCGUUGUCAGCCUUUCCACCUCACCUGACCCAGAGGCCCAGGAGGGACAGUCUUAUUCCCAAUGGAUUAGAUAUGAAAGGGGACAGGGAGGGCCAGCUGAAGGCUGGCUCAGUCCACCUCCUCAGAAACACCUGCACUGUGGCUGUGGCAGGCAGGGCUGUCACUCAGCUGCUAUAUUGUGAAUCCCUGGUUAGCAGAGGAAAACAGAGGCUGUCCCCAUGAACCCUCAUCCAGAAAUAUGACUGAAAAGAGCUCAGCUAUUAUUGUUGGAGGGCUCUCUUCAGGCAUAUUUGUCGUCUUUUUUCCCUCUGUGCUAGUAUUUCUUAAAAUUCUGUUGCCUGACAUUUUUUGUUGUUUUUUAAUACAGACCAAAAAAGUAAAACUGAGCAGUCAGCUCUUUGUUUCAGAGAAACUUAAGCACAGGUGUUGUCGUCUGCAUAGCAGUUACUUACUGAAGGAAAUGUCACAGAAACCUAUUUGCCCAACUGUAUGGGUAGGGGGUUAGAAAAACUACACUUAUAGUGUAUGAAACAGUUUUCUGAGCAGUGCAUCCUGGUUUUAAAUAAUAUUGAAUUUUUCUUCAUUUCCUGGAUUUGACACCUUACUGAUAGCAGUAUUUACAAAUUGGUUAAAUACAAACUAAGUUUAUUGCUAACUGGAUAACUACAAUGUAUCAUAUAAUAUUGAUAAAUUGUUUAAGAUCCUGACUAACGGGGUCUUUGUAGGCAGUUGAAAAGAUUGUUUUUGUACUUUAGAACAAUUAGAACUUUUAAAUUUUUUUCUGUAGCAGAAAAUGUCCUGCAAACCUAUGCCUAUGGAACCAGAAUGCUGUGCAAAAUUGCUGGUUGUCUUGCUGACAUCACCUGCAAGAGCCACGGUCCUGUGUUGUUAAUACUGAACGUGACAAGGGCCUUCGCAACAGCAUUGCACCAGCUGUGAACACUGAUGUUUCUGAGUUUCCUUGAGGCUAAAUAUCUCUAUACCUUUCCUACCAAUCCUGCUGUGUCCCAGUACUGUCUGUUGGGCUGCAGCAGAGUGACUAAGCUGAGCAGCUUUAAAGAGAAUACUGAAAUCUGUGGAUUUAAAUCCACUUUAAAAAAGCUGCUUCCUUUCUUUCUUUCUUUCUUGUUGUUUUAAUUACUUAGAAAUAUAUUGAUCGGUUUGAAUGGGUUUCUGUUGUUUUUCUGUUUUUUUUUUUUUAGAUUGUGUUGUGAUUGCAAACUACAAGUUGGUGUGAAAGAAUAGGCCGCAUACCUGAAGUGCUAUGGUCUUGAAGUGCCUAAAGUUGAGUUUUUAUGACAGGAAAUUGUUUGCAGUGAUGGUACAGAGCACGAUUACAGUGUGUGUGUGGUUUCAUUGCAGCCAUGGGUAUUAGUGUAGAGUUUAAUACCUCUGCUUGUGCUGAACAUUUCAGUGGUGAAUAAGUAUUGCACCUGAGUCAUGAAAAGGAACACCAUACUCGAGUUUGUUGUUGUGUGUAUUUGUUAUAUUUCCUUAUGUUAUUUUACUCACAUGGUACUCACCAUGUCCCCAGUGAUGCCAUUUUCACAUGUCACAUCAUACAAAUGCUGUUUAUUGGCAGCAUCGGUGCCAUACCAUAACCAGGUUGAACCUCCUGUGUGGUUUCUCAUUUACUUUGUGUGUUUGGAGGAAUCAGAUCAGCAGUCGGAAAUCAGUUCCUUUUCCUUCACAUCUGUGACGUGAAGUGCCUCAGUGUCGCAUAUAGAACGCAUCAAAAAUGUAAACUGCUUCUUUUCCUAGUUUCUUGUAGUCUUCCAUUAGAGUGGGUAUCUCCGGGUGCCAUUUCUCCACUCAGCUUUGGAUUGUCACGUUCCUCACUAGCGGAUACUGAUUAGAGAGAAUAGCAAACGGCCACUUAGCACAUGUGCUGCAGACAACCAAUGCCUUCAUCUCUUUUCUGCCCCUCACAGAUUCAUGUUUUCACUUGAAAAGUUGCGUUCAUGGUUGUGUGCUGUAGGAUUGAAGCCAUUGGCACUGUAGCUUCAUAAAAGAAAGGGCUCCGGCCGUCUUUUACUAUUCCAUCUCUUUUCUCGAGCAGCGAAUCACGUAGAUGCAUAGCAAAACCGGUUUAGUUCUCUGUUCUGUUUUUCUUUCCUCACACACGUCUGGGAGCCUAAAGUUCUGCAGAUGUUAGAUGACAGUUACAACACGUUAUAAACGAUGAAAGUGUAGAUGAAAGUUCUUUUUUUAACCGUGUGAGUGUUUUUGUACUUUUCUGUAUUUGUUUACAGUGUUAAUCCUGUAAAGAGUAUUUUCAAGCAUGAAACACAGAUUGUGAGAUCACAGCCCUUCGCAUUUGGCUUCUUUUGUUUCUUGAAGUCUAAAUGGUGAAUAAAAGACUGUAUCAGGAAUAUGAACACAGAUUUCCAUACCGUACUUGGAACAUGAGCAGAAAUAUUUUGUUUAAGAAACUCUUUGGUUAGUAUUUUUAGUAUCAUUUUUAUAUAGUAAGAAAAGAUCAUUUAAACUUACAUACUUGAAGCCUUGACAUUUUAAAAUUGUUUUUUUAAAUCAGACUACUUAAGUGAUGAGUAUUUGAAAUACUGUGCAUUGUGAGUUACCCUGCCAUUCUGCUGAAUUUCUCUCCUAAGCACCAGUUAUUGAUCCUUAAGUUUUUAAAAGGUAUUUGUUGUGAUUCAAAAUUUUCGUUACUGGCUUGUAUAACCGUCUGGUUCUGUUAAGUGUCACAUUAUUUUCCUGAAGUGCAAAACCUUGUCUUUGGGGUAUCAUUUUGAGAAAACAAUGCAGCAGUUUCAGUGCUGCCUUUCCAUAAUUUCUUGACAAUACCUUUUCAUUUAAGGUACAAAGCUGUGAAGUUGUUGAAAUUUUAUAAAAGAAAGGAAACCUGCAAAAGAAAGUAAAGUUUGAAGCUUUCCUGAUAUUUAA